Molecule: messenger RNA, 1267 nt
Organism: Ceratotherium simum simum (southern white rhinoceros)
Lineage: Eukaryota; Metazoa; Chordata; Mammalia; Perissodactyla; Rhinocerotidae
Source: RefSeq, a predicted model, not a curated record
CUCAGCUCUUUCUGUGUGUGACUUGCAGAUCUUCAUCUCAGAGCCCUCACCUGAACGUGAUCUGCAUUCCAGUUCCAGCCCUGCCAUUUCUUUUUCUUGCCCGACUCCCACCUCAGGUGCCUGUUGAAGGCCCUUGCCUAAACCAUGUUGGUGACCACCUUUUGGUUCUCUCCCUCUGCGCUCUUAACACUGCAGUCAGUAUUAAUUUUAAAGACCCGCAGUUUGCUGAAGAUUACAUUUUUAAAGCCAUAAUGCUUCCAGGAGCAAGAAAACCAGCACCAGUACUGAAACCUAGUGACUGGGAAAAAUCCAGCAACGGGCGGCAGUGGAAACCCCAGCUGGGCUUUAAUCGGGACCGGCGGCCUGUCCACCUGGAUCAGGCAGCGUUCAGGACUUUGGGCCACGUUAUGCCGAGAGGCUCAGGAGCUGGCGUUUACAGCAAUGCUGCACCACCACCUGCACCUUAUCAGGGAAACUUAUACAGGCCGCUGUUGAGAGGACAGGCCCAGAUUCCAAAACUUAUGUCAAAUAUGAGGCCCCAGGAUUCCUGGCGAGGUCCUCCUCCCCUUUUCCAGCCACAAAGAUUUGACAGAGGCGUUGGGGCUGAACCUCUGCUGCCGUGGAACCGGAUGCUCCAAACCCAAAACACAGCCUUCCAGCCAAACCAGUACCAGAUGCUAGCUGGACCCGGAGGGUAUCCACCCAGACGCGAUGAUCGUGGAGGGAGACAGGGAUAUCCCAGAGAAGGAAGGAAAUACCCUUUGCCACCACCUUCAGGAAGAUACAGUUGGAAUUAGGCUUUUGUAAAAGCUUUCCCAAAUCCUUUCAUCAUUCUACAAUUUUAUGCUAUUUGUGGAAAGAUUUCUUCCUCAAAUAGUAGUUUUUAAUAAAACUACAGUACUUUGUGUAUUUCUUUUAACUGUGUAUAUUUCUACUAAUCUGAUCUCACUGUUUUAUGUUGCUUUCCAAAGAUGUGUUGCAUAAUACAGUGGAUCUGAAUUUAUUAUUGCUUGUAAAACACAUUUGAUGGAAUAGGGAUACUGGUUUUUCAUUAUGGUUAAAAAUAAAACCAGCUGUGGAUUUCAAAACACAGUGUAUUCUAGAUCAUCUAAGAUCCAUGCUGAUUUUUAAUGCACAAGAAUUAGGUAUGAACUCUUGAGCUGGAACCCUCAGCCAACUAGAGUAUAUAUUGUUCAGUAUUUCUUUGGAAACAUUUCAUUAAUGUACUUGUCUUAUAGAAAUUUCUGGACUUUGGUAAAAAAAAAAA